AUGGCUCAGCCGGAGAAACAGCAAAACGAGCCCAUGGUUGUUGAGGAUGACUAUCCUCAGAAGAGAGUCCCUCAAGUGGAAAAGGUCGACUAUUCGGGUGCCCAUGAGAAGACCGACCCCAAGGAAAUUGCCCUCGUCAAGAAGCUAGAUCGAUGGAUUAUGGUAAGUCUGUCACUCGAUGAUCUCUCAAACGGCGGCAAACGAGAGGUCAGGUUCAAGGCUAACCCAGAACCACAACAGCCAAUGCUAUGGGCCAUGUACUGGCUUAAUUAUCUUGACCGCAAUGCCAUUGCACUUGCACGGCUGAACGACCUCGAAAAAGACCUGAACUUGACCAGCACACAGUACCAGACCUGUGUAUCCAUCCUCAACGUCGGCUAUAUUCUUGGACAGAUUCCUUCCAACAUGUUCCUUACCCGCACUCGUCCGAGUCGCUACAUGGGAGUUAUGAUGAUGCUCUGGGCCAUCGUUAGCGGUCUCACAGCUGUCUCCAAGGACUAUAUUGGUCUCCUCCUGACGCGCUUCUUCCUCGGUGUUACAGAGGCGCCAUUCUACCCCGGCGCGGUCUAUCUCAUCUCCAUCUUCUACACCCGCAAGGAGGUCGCCACGCGAAUUGCCAUCCUCUAUACUGGCAACGUUCUGGCGACCGCAUUUGCCGGACUGAUCGCUGCGGGCAUCUUCCACGGCCUGGACGGCGCCGCGGGGCUCGCCGGGUGGAAGUGGCUCUUCAUCCUGCAGGGUGCCGUGACCUUUCUUAUCGCCAUCGGCGGCUUCUUCCUGCUACCGGACUUCCCGUUGACCACGUGGUGGCUCACCCAGGAGGAGCGGGAGCUAGCAUACAACCGCAUGGAGCUGGAUACGGUCGCCAACAAGGGCGAGACGAGCGCGUGGAAAGGUCUCCAACAGGCAGCCAAGGACCCUGUGGUCUGGAUCUUCUGCUCCAUGGCGCACAUGCAUCUCGCCGCCAACGGCUUCAAGAACUUUUUCCCUACCGUGGUGCAGACGCUCAAGUUCAACACGACCAUCACGCUGGUGCUCACCUGCCCGCCAUACCUCAUCGCCGGCGCCGUCACCAUCCUCCUCUCGUGGUCGUCGGGCAAGAUGAACGAGCGCACGUGGCACAUUACCGUGUCCAAGUCGGUCGCGGUCAUUGGUUUUGCGUGCGCGGCGGCGACGCUCAACACGGUCGGGCGCUACGUAUCGAUGAUCAUCUUCACCAUCGGCACGUACGGUGUCAACAGCUUGAUCCUCGGGUGGUGCGGCAGCGUGUGUGGGCAGACCAAGGAGAAGAAGGCGGCGGCGAUCGGCAUGGUGACGACCAUCAUGAACAUCAGCUUCAUCUGGACGCCAUACCUGUGGCCCAAGAGCGACGAGCCCCGAUACGCGAUCGCGAUGGCGAGCAGCGCGGCGUUCAGCAUCGCAACGGCGCUGUUGGCGUGGGUAGCGAAGGCGAUUAUGCUGAGGCGCAACAAGAAGCUGAGGGCCAGCGAGGACGAGGUGACCAAUUUUUAUGUCCACUAG
Messenger RNA from Cordyceps fumosorosea ARSEF 2679, 1521 nucleotides. Its product is annotated as Major facilitator superfamily domain, general substrate transporter. Lineage: Eukaryota; Fungi; Ascomycota; Sordariomycetes; Hypocreales; Cordycipitaceae. The transcript is spliced from 4 exons. Gene Ontology annotation, molecular function: transmembrane transporter activity. Gene Ontology annotation, cellular component: membrane. The coding region runs from base 1 to 1521 and encodes 506 amino acids. Gene Ontology annotation, biological process: transmembrane transport. The record is from RefSeq and is a predicted model, not a curated record.